Molecule: messenger RNA, 2571 nt
Organism: Staurois parvus
Lineage: Eukaryota; Metazoa; Chordata; Amphibia; Anura; Ranidae
Source: the annotation of a GenBank genome assembly
AUGGAGAGCCCCGGCCUUCCGCCAUUACCGGACAUUAGUGACAUGAAGCGGCAGCUGGUGGAGGGGGAGAUCGGGGCGGAGGAGUUCUUCUGUGUGCUGGUGUCCACCCUGGGGGAGCACAGGACCUACCGACACCUACCUGAUCUCCUCCACAGCCUGAGACACGGCCACCCCGCCCUGUAUGGUCGGAUCAUGGACAUCCAACGGGAAUACUUCCUCCAGAUGCCUUCUGACUUGCCGACCUAUGAGGAGGAGCUUCAGAUUGCAAUAGCAUUAUCUCUUGAGGAAGCCCCAUCUUCUGCUGGCCCCAGCUGCACGAUUCAGGAUCCUAUCUCCAAUUCCAGUAUCUCGUUUGCAGAAGCUGCUAAAAAAUCAACGGUCCUAAACAGCAAUGGUGACCAAAAACCCUCAACUAAUGCCAAAUGCAAGAACACCCAUGAUGACUUGACCACUAUAGAGCUUUCCAAAAAUCUUUCAAAGCUUCACACUGCAGACCACUUGGACAACUUGUAUACUGGCCAACCAGAACCUGAAGAUUGUGUUCUAAACUGUGAUGGAAGAGAUGUUUUUAAAAUCAUGUCCCCGAUCACCAAGGCGGACAAGAUGAAAAGGAGCAGACGAGGCCGAAGAAAGAAAAACUCAUCGGUUCCAAAAAAUCCAGUAUUAGUGAAACCAGUGGUAGUUUGGUUUAGAAGAGACCUCCGACUCCAUGAUAAUCCAGCUUUAAUUGCUGCCUUGGAGCUUGGAGCUCCCAUCAUUCCUGCCUUCCUGUGGAGUUUGGGUGAGGAGAUGGGUCAGAACUACACACUGGCCACUGGUGGUGCUACCAAAUACUGGCUUCACCAUGCUCUGUUCAACCUCAAUCUGGCUCUGGCACAGAGCUAUGGCAGCCACAUAGUUUUUCGAGUGAAUGAUUCUUGUGCUGAUGAACUUGUACGCCUUGUGCAGGAGACGGGGGCAGGCACCGUCCUAGUGAAUGCAGUAUAUGAGCCUUGGUUAAAGGACAGAGAUGAUCUUAUAUCAGAGACAUUAAAGAAACACGGAGCGAUGUUCACAAAAUACCAUUCAUACUGCCUCUAUGAACCGUAUUCAGUCAGUACAGAGGGUGUUGGACUAAGAGGUAUUGGCUCUGUGAGCCAUUUUAUGAGCUGCUGUGAAAGAAACUACUCUUCUCUAAUAGGUGACCCUCUGGAUGCUCCCACAAGCCUUCCUCUCCCAUCAUGCUGGCCUGAAUCAAUGGAACUGGAGAGACUGAACUUGGCAAAAAUGCCACGAAGGAAGGAUGGCACCGUGGUAGACUGGGCAGCAACUAUCAGGAAAUCCUGGGACUUCAGUGAAGAUGGAGCUUAUACUUGUUUAGGAAAUUUCCUUGACAAUGGCAUAAAACACUAUGAUAAAGAGUCUGGGAGAGCAGAUAAACCAUACACUAGCCACAUUUCCCCAUAUCUCCACUUUGGUCAGAUUAGCCCGAAGACAGUGCUGCAUGAAGCAUAUUUUACCAAAAAAAGUGUGCCCAAGUUCCUAAGAAAGCUGGCCUGGCGGGACCUGGCUUACUGGUUGCUCGUCCUCUUUCCAGACAUGCAUGUGGAACCUGUCAGGCCUGCAUACAAGAGUCAGCGCUGGAGCAGUGAUCUGAGCCAUCUACAAGCCUGGCAGAAAGGGAUGACUGGAUACCCUCUGGUAGAUGCUGCCAUGAGAGAGCUCUGGCUCACCGGCUGGAUGUGCAAUUACGCUAGACAUGUAGUGGCCUCUUUCCUUGUGGCUUAUCUUCACUUACAUUGGAUCCAUGGCUACAGAUGGUUCCAGGACACUCUUGUGGAUGCAGAUGUUGCUAUCAAUGCCAUGAUGUGGCAGAAUGGAGGAAUGUCCGGACUAGACCACUGGAAUUUUGUUAUGCAUCCUGUAGAUGCUGCCAUGACCUGUGACCCCUAUGGCUCCUAUGUGAGGAAGUGGUGUCCAGAACUGGCUGGGCUGCCUGAUGAAUACAUUCACAAGCCCUGGAAAUCUCCUCCAUCUCAACUCAGACGAGCUGGUAUAGCAUUAGGUCAGAACUACCCUCACCGCAUAGUGGUGGACUUGGAGGAGAGGCGGGAACAGUCCCUCAGGGAUGUGGUUGAAGUACGACGGAAACACUGUGAAUAUGUAGACAAGGUGUCUGGCUCUGACAUGGUGUCUAUUCCUGAUCAGCUCCUGGCUCUCACCUUGGGCUGUCCUGACGGAGAUGAUGAUGUCAUCAAAAGCAGCACAGGCCAGGUCCUGCUACCAGUCAUCACCAGGAAGGAAUUCAAAUACAAGACACUCCAGCCCGAUGCAAAAGACAAUCCCUACAACACCGUGCUAAAAGGUUAUGUGAGCCGCAAGCGGGAUGAAACCAUUGCUUAUAUGAAUGAGCGUCAUUUCACAGCCAGCACUAUCAAUGAAGGAGCACAGAUGUAUGAGAGGAGGGAGAGAACUACCAGGAUCAUAGAGGGUCUUCCACAAAUGAGAGACCCCAGGAAUAAAAGCCGCAGAACUCCCAGCGGUGAUCCCUUUUCUACAAUCCCUCCAGGCUAUUUUCAUCUAGCUAACUAG